CAACAGUGUCUCGUCCGCCGCACCCAAUAUAUGCACAAAUAAAUUCAUUCAAACAAUUAUCAUGAUAUUAGUGCUAAUUAUGGCAUUUUGUCUCGCAUCGAUCGCCACAUUAUAUGUACUCGAAUACCAUAGAAGACAUUCACAUCACCCGACACUUCAAGACACACAACAAUCGCCUACAUAUGCAAAUUCAAACACACAUUCAUCGCCUGUAAAUACACACAACAGUCCGUUCACACUAUUGCCGCACUCCGUGUCCACACCCGGUGUCACAUAUCCUGACCCGCAGUCAAUCAUGCAGUCGACAGACAAACGAUACAAUCCUAAUAGGGAUAAGACCCACCCGUCGUCCUACACGACUGCGUCGACCAUCACUCGAGGCCGGCCGACAUCCAUACCAAUACUCAAACCGCAAGUGUUGGGCAUUCCGUACAGUUGUCUGGACAUGAAUACAGUCAUAUCUUCGUGUCCAACGCAU
This is a messenger RNA of Medioppia subpectinata, 478 nucleotides long. NCBI's taxonomy places the organism in Eukaryota, Metazoa, Arthropoda, Arachnida, Sarcoptiformes, Oppiidae. The record is from the annotation of a GenBank genome assembly.